AUGAAGGCUGCGGGCGGAGGUACAGGCUCGAGCCUGGCUCGAGCGAUAAUCAUUGUCUCGGGCGUCUCGGCUCUGGUGGCUUCGUUGUUGUCGAUUCUGUCCAUAUGGCUUCAAACCAAAAACUAUCGAAAACCACUCCUACAGAGAUACGUUGUGCGGAUAUUGUUGAUGGUUCCUAUCUACGCGGUGUCAUCAUGGACUAGUAUUAUUUCGCUAAAGGCUGCCCAAUUUCUGGAUCCAGUCCGUGACAUUUAUGAGGCGUUCACUAUCUAUACAUUUUUCCAGCUCCUGAUCAACUUUCUCGGAGGAGAACGAGCAUUAAUUAUUAUGGCUCACGGUCGCCCGCCAGUUUCGCACGCCUGGCCACUCAAUCACUUCCUGCCAAAGGUUGAUAUCUCAGACCCGCAUACUUUCCUCGCUGUGAAGCGCGGCAUCCUGCAAUACGCCUGGUUAAAGCCGAUUCUAGCGUUUAUAUCUAUUGUGAUGAAAGCAACCGAUACCUAUCAGGAAGGCUACCUUGGGCUCUCCUCGGGAUACCUCUGGACCGGUAUUGUGUACAACGUGAGCGUCACGAUCAGUCUCUACUCUCUCGCCCUGUUCUGGGUGUGUCUGCACGAUGACCUCAUGCCAUUCCGGCCCAUCCCUAAAUUUCUCUGCGUCAAACUCAUCAUUUUCGCCUCCUACUGGCAAGGAUUUUUUCUGUCAAUUCUGCAGUGGCUUGGCGCCCUCUCUAAUGGCGUUGCCGGAUAUACGCCGGACAACCUUGCUGCGGCGAUUCAAGACAGUCUGAUCUGCUUUGAAAUGCCUAUUUUUGCGAUUGCGCACUGGUAUGCGUUCUCGUGGCAUGACUAUGCGGAUCCCACCAUCUCGGCGGCCCGCUUGCCCGUGAAAUAUGCGAUGCGCGACGCCUUCGGGGCUCGAGAUCUGGUAGAAGACACCAGGAUCACUCUUCGCGGGGAGAACUAUGGAUACCGAAUCUUCGACUCGGGUGAUAACAUCAUCCCGCACGCCGAAUCUCAUUCCCGAGUCAAGCGAGUGAUGCACGGCAUGAGAUAUGAGAGGGGCGGGAAGGCCAAGUAUUGGAUUCCUAAACCUGGCGAGGCCAACAGUCGCACCCCACUGCUGGCUGGCGAGGAAUCCAGUCACCGCAGCCGGAGUGAACGGGGCAGCCGCAGCUCGGCCGACCGGUUCCGGUCCUAUGGGGAGAUUGAAAUCGCCCUGGAUGACGAGGAUGAACAGCUCUUUGUAAACGCUCGAGCACUGGAAUUUGGUGACUGGAACUACCCGGUGAUCACUGCCAAUCAAGUACCUCGCGACCAACAAUUGCCUAGUUCCAGGGGCUACCAGAGCUCCAGUACUGGGGCCGAAGUGAAAAAAGCCCGUACCCACCGCAAAGGUCGGGCAUCGGGCGAGAGCAAGCAGAAGCGUGCUUCUUCUGGUCCAAGCUCAGGCACACCCGGUCCCUUGCAGCGAUCCGCCAGCUCCACCAGCUCCCACAACUCGCAUCGCAGCCAGUUAGUCGAUUUGGUGGUAGAGGAUCGAGAGGCUGAAGAGGAAGACCGGGUGCAGACCCAGAAAGAAACUGGCUCCGCAUGGGCGGAAACUGAAACCAGACGAUUCUCGAGACCAUCCACACAACCAAUUGACGAAGGAUCAGAGUCGGAACCGCCGACCAGGGGCGAUGAUCGCCCAUUGGCCUACAGUGCGUUGGAAGAAGAUAAUGUCUGGAAAUAG
Messenger RNA from Penicillium alfredii, 1734 nucleotides. Its product is annotated as OSTA/TMEM184 family protein. The coding region runs from base 1 to 1734 and encodes 577 amino acids. NCBI's taxonomy places the organism in Eukaryota, Fungi, Ascomycota, Eurotiomycetes, Eurotiales, Aspergillaceae. Gene Ontology annotation, molecular function: transporter activity. The record is from RefSeq and is a predicted model, not a curated record. The transcript is spliced from 7 exons. Gene Ontology annotation, biological process: transport.